This is a messenger RNA of Entelurus aequoreus (snake pipefish), 3715 nucleotides long. RefSeq names its product hepatocyte growth factor activator (gene hgfac). The coding region runs from base 286 to 2082 and encodes 598 amino acids. The record is from RefSeq and is a predicted model, not a curated record. Gene Ontology annotation, biological process: blood coagulation; zymogen activation. Gene Ontology annotation, cellular component: extracellular region. NCBI's taxonomy places the organism in Eukaryota, Metazoa, Chordata, Actinopteri, Syngnathiformes, Syngnathidae. The transcript has 14 exons. Gene Ontology annotation, molecular function: calcium ion binding; serine-type endopeptidase activity.
UCUUCCAGCUGUGUUGUGACUUGGCACUUCCUCUCCUGGCUUCACCCCCGUCUUCCAUCCUUUCUACGAAGGUUCGGCCGUCCACUAGUCGGGUAUGGGGGAGAGGGAAAGUCCACCAUUUCACUGGAAGUGCCCAAAAGGGGAGCACCGGAGUGUCUUUUUGUCUUAUCGCUCACCAGGUUAUAGACAAGCCCGGUGACGCAAAGGUUUGACUCAGGAGGGGACGGGCUAAUACUUGCAAGGAUCCCCUCGCUGGCAUUCAUGAAGGCGCGUUGAAAGCGAAACAUGACGUUUGCAGUCAUGAUGCGGAUACUUUUAUGUCUUCUCAGCGCACCGGCGUUUACACGUGAGACCGUUACGUCCCGCAGAGAGACAUCAAGCAGUCCAAAAGUUCUUCUGACGAUAUUGGGUAAAGAAUGCAAGUUUCCUUUUCGCCAAGGAGGACAAAUUCAUCAUAGCUGCAUCACGGUCAUUGUCUCCAGACCUUGGUGCUCUCUAACAUCUAAUUUCGACCGGGACCGUCUGUGGGGUUACUGCGCCCUGGAGCAACAACAUACCAAUGGCUCCGUCCACACGUCACGAAGAAUCAUCAAUCCAUGUAAGGAAAAGCCGUGUCGCAACGGAGGCACCUGCAUCCCACACAAUCUAGCAUUUGAGUGUCUGUGUCCCGAGAAGUUCUCUGGAAGAAUUUGUGAGCACAAAAAGUGCUAUGAAACUGUACACCUGCACUAUUAUGUUGAGGGAGAGUCUUGGGGUCGCAUUUACCUUCGCAACGUAGAGCAGUGCACAUGCAUCCAUGGUCAAAUCGAGUGUCAGCGAGUCCGUUACACCACGUGUCGCUCCAACCCGUGCCAGAAUGAUGGAACGUGCCGGAUGAUCAUAGCCACCGGCAAGGAAGUGUGUAACUGCCGAAAGAGCUACAGCGGACCGCUCUGUAGCUUUGAGCCCGAUAGCGAGUGCUACAGCAGUCGAGGUACAAACUACAGGGGCGUGGUGUCUUCCACGGCGUCCGGCACCCAAUGUCUGCCGUGGAACUCAGACCUGCUCUACAAUGAGCUUCACGUGGGCACUGUGCUGGCAGCUCCCCUCAGGGGCCUCGGGGAGCACGCUUACUGCAGAAAUCCUGAUGGAGACAAAAUGCCGUGGUGUUACGCUCUGAAUAAGGGCGCCAUCUCCUGGGAGUACUGUGACGUGCUUUCCUGCAAGAUGCCUUUCUCCUCUUCUCGUCGGAUUAACAUGUUCAACACGCUCCCAGGACUCGGCAAUGCUAAGCCAUCCAAGCCAGCUUCAAAGAAGGCCGUGUGCGGUACAAAGCACAAGAAGAGAGUGUCGGUCGCCAGGGGAAGGAUCGUAGGAGGAAACGCUGCACUUCCUGGUACUCAUCCCUGGAUGGCUGCCAUUUAUUACGGAGAGUCUGAAUUCUGCGCCGGAACCUUAAUCGCCUCCUGCUGGGUUGUCUCUGCAGCACACUGUUUAUUUCGGAAUCCCCUGACGUCCCAGCUUCGAGUGGUCCUCGGCCAGCACCACUUCAACGUGAGCGGCAGGGACACAAGAACGUUUGGAGUGGACAAGUACAUCUUUCCCAAACAGUUCUCCACGUUUAACCCCAUGCUACAUGACAUCGUCUUGAUCAAACUGAAGAAACAAGACGGCCGAUGCGUCAAGAGGACACAGUUCAUCAGACCCAUUUGUCUCCCAGAUGGAAAUGUCUCCUUCCCUGAUGGCUACUGCUGCACCAUCAGCGGAUGGGGUCGCUUGCAUGAGAAAGCAGAUGGCUACUCCAAUCUGCAAGAGGCGGGAGUGAGGCUAAUCCGCCACGACGUGUGUCGGAAACCAGAGGUGUUUGGCAACCAUGUCACUGCCAACAUGAUUUGCGCGGGGCUCAACGGUUGUGUGGACGCUUGUCAGGGGGACUCUGGGGGCCCGCUAGCCUGUACGAGGAAUGACGUCAGUUUCCUGUAUGGGAUUAUCAGCUGGGGAGAGGGCUGCGGCAACUCAAAAAAACCAGGUGUUUACACGAAAGUGGCCAACUAUAUGGACUGGAUCAAUUCUGUCAUCAAACCAAAACCAAAGACGACUUGAAAGGACAUGUUUUCUUUAGCUUUAAUUAUAUUUCACUUUUGAUACAGUUUUAUGAUGUGUUUUUUUUUUGUGAAAGUCGAUCACCUUUUCCAAACUGUGAACAAAAAUGGAGACUGAAUAAACUUUUAAUAUUCCUGUUUUUUCCCCUAACACGUAAAUGUGUGUAUCCAUAUUAAAACUACUUCUGGUAAUAUCCUAACAAGGGAGGGCUUCCGAAUUUUGUGUUUUUAUAAGGACAGACUGAAGUCUGUUGUUAUCGGUCAAAGUGUAAUCAAACAGAGUCCAUUUUUGAUAACUUUGUCGAACGAGUCGUUACCUCCCGGGUGAAGAUUCGGUACUGGCUAAACGAGUGCAUUUAUAGCAAACUGCCUCUGGGUCAUUUUACAAUUUUUCAUGCCAGCAAAGCAAGAUGCUUGAUAAAAAGUUCUAAAAAAUUAAGACUCCACUUUUUAAGCUAGCUCAAUGCUAAUUUACACUAGAUAUGAAUGUUGACAGUCUGCCUGUGUUGGCCCUGCGAUGAGGUGGCGAUUUGUCCACAGUGUAGCCCGCCUUCCGGGAAUUCAGCUGGGAUAGGCUCCAGCCACCCCCGCGACACCGAGAGGGACAAGCAAUACAAAAUGGAUGGAUGGAUGCCAUAUACAUGCUACUGAUUAGCAUUAGCAAUUUACAGUGCAGUUUUAACUUCCCCAAAAUUUGGCAAUCAAAACUACAACUAGGAUGCUUGUUACAAUCAAACAACUGCAGAGUAAUAUUCAAUACUUAGAGUAUACACACUUUGUAGGACUCCACAAAAGACAAAACUGGCUUUUUCAACAUAAUGGCAAAGACUACUUCCUGACUUCGACAACACACCUCGGACUAACUGAAUUUAAUGCAUAGUUGCAAAUUAGACUCAGAAGUGUAAGAAAAAAAGCCAUAACACCUGGACAGAAAAUGUAUUAUCAGCUCGGUGUUAAAUGCUGAAUUAGAAUAUUGAAUUUUAUUAUUAAAAAAUGUAACAUUUAUCACCACAUGAACACACAGAAAAUUGGUACAGAUGAGUACCGAUACUGAUUCCCAGGUAACGGGAAUUGGUACCUUCGGUUCAAAUGUGAGUGGUACUCAUCCCUAAACCCAACCUUUAUAUUACCGUAAAAUCGUGAUGUUGUCCUGACUAUUUGAUUAUAGAUUUUUGUAGGAUUUUAAUUUCUCGUAUUAUUAUAGCCCUCUUAAAACCAGGCGUUUUUUUAUUGCAAAAUAGCUGCGUUUUUGCGGAUUAUGAGUUUAUAAAAUUGUGAUUGAAAACAACAUUGUUUGUAAUAAUGUAAUUUUAACACGUUUUUGUCAUAUCUAUUUAGCACAUAGUUUUUUCCUAAUUGUAUACUUAAUUUUCUACAACUUAAAAAAAUAUAUAGUUUUUUAAAAUUAUAUAUAAAUAAAUAUAUCCAUCCAUCCAUCCAUCUUCCUCCGCUUAUCCGAGGUCGGGUCGCGGGGACAGCAGCCUAAAUAUAGUUUACAUCAUAUUGAAUGUCUCCUGAAUCUUCCACAAAACAGCAGAUUUUUAAGUAUUUCAUAAGAUUACAACUUUCCUAAUUUUCAGGUUUAACUGCUAUCUACUUUUAAAAAUGUUGCAUGUUUUGUCAUAUUAAAAGAG